Molecule: messenger RNA, 1174 nt
Organism: Cokeromyces recurvatus
Lineage: Eukaryota; Fungi; Mucoromycota; Mucoromycetes; Mucorales; Mucoraceae
Exons: 3
Coding region: 248-457 (69 amino acids)
Source: RefSeq, a predicted model, not a curated record
AUUACAACUAAAUCAUGAAGAUGAUGGAUAAUGUUUAUAUAGAAGAAGAGUCAAUUGAUAAAUAACAUUCGUAGCUUCACAUGUCUUCAUAGUCUAUAUACAGUAAAACGAAGAGUUCGCUGUCGUCUAUAGGAUCUUUAAAGACUUUCAUUGCUGCAUGCUGGGCAACUAAAAUUUAUUCAUAAAUAGAAUGAGGUUGAACAGUAAAUUAUUCUAAAUAACCGGGUAUUCCUUUAUAUAUAAAUAUAUGUUUGUAUGUAUUGGUUAUUUAUAUAUGAAUACAACACUGAUAUCUGAAAUGAGAGAGAAAAUAGUAUUUGGUACUGCUAAUAAAAUAUACAAUGUCCUUAAGUCUAUAGAUCAUGAAGUAGUGUAUAAAUACGUUGAAACCUCUUUAAUACUUCAAUAUUUUAGCUUAAAAAGGGGAAUUCUAAUUGGACGAAUUCAUUUUUAUUAAAGUCAUAUAUAUUUUUACAUUACAUCUCUUUACAACAAAGUUGCACAACAAAGUCUUUCUACAACUUUAUUAUGUAUAGUCAAGUUUCCAAUCACUUCAUAUCUCUCUUAGGAGGGUAAGGAUUGCGGAGAAAAUCUUACAACCCUGGUUUGAAAUAGUAAUAGGAGCUUUUCUGCAGGAUCCAAGUUCCUCACUCUAGCAUCCGCGUUUGUGGAAUACUUUGACGUAUCCUCAGCAUCUUCUUAACGUGGCGUACACUAUACUCAUACACACACAUAUAUAUGUAUACAUAUAUUGCAAAUUACUAUAUCUGUGUCCAUUCUAUUUAUAUAUCUUCUUUAGAAAUCGAAACAUCAAGUAUUACAGGGAUUCAAGGGAAAGAUUUUUACACUUAGACGAUGUCUCAUACAAAGAAUUGUGUUUAUUAUUAUUAUCCUUGGUGUACAACGGGCAUAUACAAUGUCGUCACUAAACAAAAUUUUAAACAUGGUUUUUUUAAUCAGCAAUUUAGGUGUAUUAUGUGAUGAAAUAUAUUAAAGUGUUAUUAGAUCAAGUUAAUUCAAACCAAGAAGGAAAUAGACAACCCGAGACAUCCUCCAUGACUAAGAAUCUGAUUGACCUGCAGAAUGGAAAGGACUGCCUUUAAUUACUCCUGUAUUGAACAAGCACAAUUUUAUGGCAGUUUUGUUGAAUACUGGCAUAUUUGCAAAAAAAAAA